Molecule: messenger RNA, 976 nt
Organism: Thecamonas trahens ATCC 50062
Lineage: Eukaryota; Apusomonadida; Apusomonadidae
Product: D-beta-hydroxybutyrate dehydrogenase
Exons: 1
Coding region: 26-976 (316 amino acids)
Molecular function (GO): 3-hydroxybutyrate dehydrogenase activity
Source: RefSeq, a predicted model, not a curated record
CGUCCCGGCAGCCACCAAACCGCUCAUGGUGCACGCCAGCUACGGCGAGCGCAAGACGGAAAGCGCCACACUGCACUCACCCGUCACUCAUCAAGGGAGCAUGUGGGCAACACGGAUGGCGGUUCGGAUGCAGGUCGGCCGACAGUGGGCAAGCACGGCAGCAAGCCCGCUCCCAGAGGGCGCCGGAAAGGUCGCUCUGGUCACAGGCGCGUCGUCGGGCAUUGGCCUCGGUGCCGCGGAGGCACUUGCCACCGCAGGCUACUCGGUCGGCAUGAUCGCACCCGAGGCUCGGGACGGAAGCCAUGUGCAGGCCGUCGCUAGCGUCAAGGCUGCGGCCGAGGAGGCGGGUGCCGGCGGGAACGUGGUCUUUGUCCCGGCUUGGCUCGGCGAGUCCGAGGCUGCUGUCGAGGCUGUCGCCACCAUCACGGCCGAGUUGGGAAACGUCUCAGUCCUCGUCAACAACGCUGGCAUCCAGCAUGUGGCUCCAGUCCACGAGUUCUCCGAUGAGAUGUGGAACAAGGUGCUGGCGGUCAACCUCUCGGCUCCGUUCCACAUGACCCGCGCUGUCCUGCCGGACAUGAUCGACGCCGAGCACGGCCGUAUUAUCAACGUUGCCUCGGCGCAUGCCCUUGUCGCCUCGCCGUACAAGUCAGCGUAUGUCGCCACCAAGCACGGCCUGCUAGGCUUUACCAAGUCGGUCGCUCUUGAGGUCGCCGACAAGGGCAUCACCGUCAACGCUGUCUGCCCGGGCUACGUCCUCACCCCGCUCGUCGAGAAGCAGAUCCCGGACACUGCCAAGGCCCGCGGCAUCUCCGAAGAAGAAGUCGUCCGCGACGUCAUCCUUGCCGCACAACCGUCCAAGAAGUUUGUCUCCAUCGACGAAGUCGUCUCCAUGAUCAUGUACCUCGCCUCCAGCGCUGCUCGCUCCGUCACCGGCACCUCGCUGACCAUUGACGGCGGGUGGACCGCCCGGUAG